UGAUUUACUUUGACCAGCGGUCAGAAAUAUAUACAUCCGAUACGUCGAAAAAGGCUUUCGCAAUAUAUGACUCCAGUGACUAUGCCAAAUAGGAAAAUAAACUUCAGAAGACAGGUAAUCACCUAGAAGGUACAGUUAACGUAGUCUUCUUUCUGGGGGGCCCCCUUGCAGGAGACUAAUAAUCCACUCUGGCACUUCGAUGCUGACCAUGCUGACCAAAUCAGGAGCAUCACACGGACCUCAUCGAGGCCAGCCAGUUCCGAUCUGCACUAAAUAAUGCCUGCGGGUAUUUCAGCGGGCCACGCCACCGGACUUGAUAAGACUGAUUUGGAAGUGCUUUUAUCGAUCUACAUCUUCCGAAACACAGAUGCUUCUAAAAGAACACUUCGGAGCUUCUCCUGCCAGGACGUGAAUGUUGACCUUCGUAAUACCGCACCACGAUGCUGAUGGCAAGCCAUAUGAAUACCGAGAGCUCGUGAAAUCCUCGGUCGAUAAUGAUCUUGAGGACAAAACGCAAAGGUAAGACCAAGGAAAGUCGUUAUGUUGUAUGUCUGAUGAUGUUUUAUCAAAAGAUCGGU
Molecule: messenger RNA, 578 nt
Organism: Serpula lacrymans var. lacrymans S7.9
Lineage: Eukaryota; Fungi; Basidiomycota; Agaricomycetes; Boletales; Serpulaceae
Exons: 3
Coding region: 277-447 (56 amino acids)
Source: RefSeq, a predicted model, not a curated record